AUGACGCAUCUACAACAUAGGGGAAAGCUUGCUCUUCUGAAGCCUUCUAUUUGCUAACCUUGAGGAGAGGUUGGCGCCUUCUGGUUAGCACCCAACAAGUAACCAAGUAAUUAGUGCUGUAGCUUUUAGGAAUGCUUAGUAUGUGUCAUAAGUGCUCUCAAGCUGUUUUUUUAUUAGGGCUAGCUGCUGGCAAGAGAUCUUCAGUGGCGAGUAGCGCGCUAAACCUAGCUAGCUAACUGAGUGUACCCGAAUUGGAACCGGUUUGUGAGACCUUAACUAAGGAGAGCAGCAUUCAUAUAAAAAGACAGCCGUCCAAAAAGGAAGGACUGACAGUGGACGUUAAAUUGACGGGGCAUUGACCCAAAAGUGCGCCACAAAGCCUGGCCACAACGAGUUUCAGGCUACAGAUGAAGAUGAGGACCACUGAGAGAGGGUAGGCGGAAGGGGUCAUUCACAAGAGUCAUGAAUCUUCAUCAGGUCCUCACAGGGGCAGUUAACCCCGGGGACAAUUGUUUCUCUGUAGGGAGCGUCAACAAUGUACCAUUCACGGCCUAUGCUUCUGGCUGUGACGUGGUCAUUUUGGGCACCGACUUUGAACGAGUGCAGAUCAUCCCGGGUGCCAAACAUGGCAACAUCCAGGUGGGAUGUGUCGACUGCUCGCUGCAGGGAGGACAGAUUGCAGCUUCCUAUGGAAGCAUCGUAUGCAUUUUUGAGCCAGUUAAGCAUCUGGAUCAAAAAGACACAUCUUUGACAAAGUUGAACUGCCAGUGGCAGAAGACUGGUCAAUUUGUUUUGCAGUCUAUGGUACACAACCUGGAAUGGCACCCCAAAGGGAGCAUGCUAUUAACUGGCUCCAGUUGCCUGCAGUUAUGGUCUCAUCGUGAGGAAGGAAAAGACACAGAGGGUGGGAAGCAAGCUGAAGGAGAUUCUCGUUGUAGUUGGAGGUGCAUCUGGCAAAGCAAGACGGCCUCUCCUGUCAGUUUAAUGAAGUUUUCUCCUGAUGGAGAAUUCUUUGCUACUGCUGGUCAAGAUGACUGCCUGGUAAAGGUGUGGUACAACACAAGUAAGUGGAAGUCUGGGAUAUUCAGGCUUUUCACCCCCCCGGAAUCCAGUGUCGACUUCCAGGGAGACCUUGCCUUUUCCUUUGUGUACCUGGCCCAUCCACGCUCUGUCAUUGGCUUCUCUUGGAGGAAGACCAGCAAGUACAUGCCACGCGGUUCAGUGUGCAAUGUCCUGCUCACCAGCUGUAAGGACAGCGUGUGUCGGCUCUGGGCGGAGACGCUGUUGCCAGGUGACAGCCUCCUAUCUGGUCACCAUAACAACCAACACGGUGAUACUACCGGUUCGUCCAGGAUCAGCAAUGGGAAGACGCAAGCACCGGAUCCCUCACUCACUGGCUGCUUAUCCCACACUCAAAAUCGACACUACAACCACAAGAAGAGCAGCAGCAGCAACCUUCCCCAUGCCAACGCGCUCUGUCACUUUCACAUAGCUGCCAGCAUCAACCCUGCCACAGACAUUCCACUGCUUCCCUCCAUCUCCUCACUGAGUGCUGUGGAGGAUGAGGAACCUGGAGGUCUUUUCACUGUCCACUGGCUCAACAACAAAGAGCUUCAUUUCACUUUAGCUAUGGAAGUCUUCCUGCAGCAGCUCCGUGGCAGCCUGGAGCAACAGAACGAAUACUCUCAAGAAGAUCCUGACAACGAGGAUAACUUCAAUGAAGACGAUGACAGGCCAAGUGACUCUCAAGGACCUGAUGCCCUGGAGCUCCCGCUGGCUGCAGUGGAGCACCAUGUGGACGUGCUUUUGGAUGAGUGGAACAAAGCAGCAGACAUGCUGUUCAGCAUCCAUCCCAUGGAUGGCUCCCUGCUGGUCUGGAAUGUGGACUGGUUAGAUGAAUAUCAUCCUGGAAUGUUUAGACAAGCUCAGGUGUCAUUUGUGUCUCGUAUCCCUGUGGCGUUUCCUGCAGGGGAUGCAAUCUCCCUCAGCCACAGUGUGGUCAUGUAUGCUUGCAACAAGAACGUGGACCUGGCCAUCCAACACGGUAGACAAAGACCACCCGGAAACACAUUACCCCAAACCAAAUCUGCUCUUAUUAGUUAUGGUCGUCACAUAAAAGCCGCCCCCACCGGCAGUCUUCGCCUGAGCAUUUUCACCCCUAACGUGCUCAUGAUCUCCAAGCAUGAUGAUGGCUCCCUCAACCAGUGGGCAGUCAGUUUCGCAGAGGACUCCGCUUUCUCCACGGUACUCAGUGUGUCUCACAAGUCAAGAUACUGUGGGCACCGCUUCCACCUGAACGACCUGGCCUGCCACUCACUGCUGCCUCUGCUCCUCACCACCUCACACCACAAUGCACUGAGGUCCCCUGAUGUGGACAUUCUUGCACCCCCAGAGGUCUUCUCCUCUGGGCUGCCUGCUUCCCACGGCUCUCGACCCAGCCGCUUGUCCCUAGGUGGAGUUUCGCAGGAUCCUAACGCUAUCUACAGCGAGCUGAUUUUGUGGAGGGUCGACCCCGUGGGCCCGCUAUCCCUGUCAGGCGGCGUGUCUGAGUUGGCUCGGAUCAAUUCUCUUCACGCCUCAGCUUUCGCAAACGUAGCCUGGCUGCCCACGCUCAUCCCCAGCAGCUGUUUAGGUGCGUACUGUAACUCUCCCAGCGCCUGCUUUGUCGCAAGUGACGGUCACUCACUGAGGCUUUAUCAGGCUGUGAUUGAAGCCAAGAAACUCCUAAGCGAGCUCUCUAAUCCCGAGAUAUCAAAAUAUGUUGGCGAGGUGUUCAACAUCAUCAGUCAGCAGUCCACGGCGAAACCAGGGUGUAUUAUUGAGCUGGAUGCUGUUACUGACUUUCAGGGAAAGGAGACGCAACUCCUUCACGUGUUUGAGGAGGAACUAAUCCUUGGCAAUGAAAGACCCGACACAGCAGAGGAAUUGUUGAAGUCAUCUCCAUCUGCACCAAGCGAGCCCAUCUUCACUGCAAGUUUCUUCCUUGUGGUUGUUGAAUUAACCCCAAGCGGUCGCUCACUUCUACAGAUGUGGCAUCUUCAUCUCGCUGCCAAACCUGUCAAUGAGACAUUCUCGCCCAAAGAUGCCCUAACAGCUGCUUCAACAACUCGCUCUCAGUUUAACUUUGAUACGUACGGUUCCCCGAUAACCCAGAAAAGUAAACCCUGCACAUCCAAUCUGCAGAGCGCCUGUCGCCUCAACCUCACCACACAGCGGCUCUACAGCCAAGAGUUGCCUCUGCCAACAGGAGUGGAGGCCGUCAGCAUUACACCCUCAGCAGGUCACCUCAGUGCAUCGUGUUCCAUGCCCGCUGGCCGUGUGCCAUACCUCCUUGCUACUUCCUGUUCUGACGGGAACGUGCGAUUCUGGAGGUGUAACGUCACGCCAUCGGAGACCCCCAGUAGUGACAAUUUGGUAUAUCAGUGGGAUGAGUGGCCUCUCCUUGUGGAAGACAGGCUUCCCAAUUGCAGUGCAGUGAGUGUGCCGGGUCGUCCCAUUCAGGUCAGCUGCUGUCACACAGGGAGGAUUGCCGUUGCCUACAGACAGACAACACCAGACAUGCCUCUGAAAUUGACACCUCAGCUAAACUCUAACAUACUGCUGGCUUCUCCUCCCGCACUCGCUUCUUCACCAUAUUUGCACCACCACCACAACAGCAACACCAGCCAGCACGUUCCUCCCAUCAUGACAGUGCAGAACAGCCUUAAUCUGUCCUCAAGCCCUUCCCUAGCAAACACUAGAGAACAGAUGGUCUACAUCAGCAUCUUCCAAUGCGAGUCCACAGGUGGUUCACAGUGGAUCCUAGAGCAGACUGUAGUCCUGGACAAAGCAGAUUCAGUAGCUAGCUGUGGCAUGAGCAACAGCACAACUCCAUGUAGCAACAUCAACUUGCCUGUGCCAAAUGAGCACUGCCUUGGUUCUUCUCAUAAGAGUCUGGUUCACUUAGACUGGGUCUCCCAAGAGGAUGGGUCACAUAUCCUGACUGUUGGCAUUGGGACAAGGAUUUAUAUGUAUGGCCGUAUCUCUGGCAAGCCUCCUGAACUCUGCCUUUCAUCUGAUACCAGUAGAGACCAAUGCUUGUCCAGCCUGGUUCUGCUUCGAUCUGUCGACCUGAUUUCCUCUGUUGAAGGCUCACUGCCCAUCCCCGUCUCCCUCUCCUGGGUACGUGAUGGCAUUUUGGUGGUAGGCAUGGACUGUGAGAUGCAUGUCUACUCCCAGUGGCAGUCCCCAGCACCAGCCAAACCCAAUGCUGCCGUUGUCCAAGACGCAGACAUUUGCAGCAGUGUGUCCUCCAUUCUCUCUGCAGUCAGACAAAGCCAGGAGGAGGGUCUUACUCUUGGGCCUCUCAAUUCCUUACUGGCUCCUCCUAAAAAGGCCCUUACGAGGUCAAUGAUGAGCCUGGCUCAGAAGCUUAGUGGAAAGAGAACUGCUUAUGAUCUGCCCUUGGAGAUGGAAGAUUCUGGACUGUUUGAAGCAGCUCAUCAACUCUUUCCCACACUACCCCAGUAUCACCCUGUACAACUACUGGAGCUUAUGGAUCUGGGGAAGGUUCGCCGUGCCAAAGCCAUCCUCUCUCACCUGGUGAAAUGCAUCGCUGGAGAAAUAGUGGCUCUGAAGGACAACGCCACCAACCCAGAGAAACGUGUACGCUCUCGGACCAUCAGUGCGGGAGGGAGCACGGCCAGGGAACGGAAAAUGUUUGGCAAAGAAGAGAGCUCCACUCCAGAUUACACGGAGAUCAGCUCCAUUCCUCCUCUGCCUCUCUAUGCUCUUCUUGCAGCUGAUGAAGAUACACCCCAAAAGCCUGAAAAAGUCGGCAGUGUGAGUGGUGAUAGUGGGCAUGGAUCCAGUCACACAGACGCUUAUGAUGAGUUGUUUCACACACCCAGCAUGGUGGACUUGGACCCUCUGGAUCACAAUGAGCAAGAAGAAACUGGGAACAAGGUAAUUGACUUGUCCCAGUACAGCCCCACGUACUUUGGCCCAGAGCAUGCCCAGGUUUUGUCCAGUCAUCUCCUCCAUUCCAGUUUACCAGGAUUAACCCGGAUGGAGCAGAUGUCUCUCAUGGCACUGGCUGACACCAUCGCUACUACCAGCACAGACCUGAAAGACAGCCAGGGCAAGAGCAAAGGUGGUGAGACACUGGAUGAGUGCGGCCUAAAGUUUUUGCUUGCCGUCAGACUACACACCUUCCUCUCGACCUCUCUCCCGCCAGCGCACCGAGCACAGUUGCUGCGGCAAGGCCUGUCGACGUGUCACUACGCCUGGGCUUUCCACUCGGAAGCUGAAGAGGAGCUGCUUCACAUGCUGCCCUGCCUCCAGAAGGGGGAGCCUACUUGGCCUGAGCUGCGUUCCAUGGGUGUGGGCUGGUGGCUGAGAAGCACCAACAAACUUCGCAAAUGCAUUGAGAAGGUUGCUAAGGCCUCUUUUCAGAGGAGUAAUGAUCCUUUGGAUGCAGCUAUAUUUUAUCUGGCAAUGAAGAAGAAGGCAGUGGUCUGGGGACUGUACAGAGCUCAGAAGAAUGCCAAAAUGACAGAGUUUUUCCGCAACAACUUCAGUGAAGACCGAUGGAGAAAAGCAGCACUGAAAAAUGCAUUCUCUCUGUUGGGGAAGCAACGGUUUCAUCAUUCUGCAGCCUUUUUCCUUUUAGCUGGCUCCCUUAAGGAUGCAGUGGAGGUGUGUUUAGAAAAGCUUCAAGACCUUCAACUGGCUCUUGUGAUAUCCAGAUUAUAUGAGUCGGAGUUUGAGACAGCAUCCACCUACAAAAAGAUCCUCCAGAGACAUGUGUUGGGACACGAUAAACAGAUACCGAUGCACCAGGAUCCAUUCUUGCGGAGCAUGGCCCACUGGGUGCUGGAGAACUACAGCAAAGCCUUGGACACACUGAUGGAGCAGACUGCCAAAAACACAAAGUCUGGGUCCACUGAUGCCGGUUCCAUGUUCACGUCCUCAAGUAGUGCUGAGGUUUUCAACUUUUACACCUACCUCUGUACCCACCCGCUCCUCCUCCGUCGCCAUUUCAGCUCUUCCGAUAAAGCCAAAGUCGCUCUGACCGCUGAGGGUCGCAGGCCUGAUUCCAUUAGCCUCGAAGAGAGAAGACUGUUUUUCACCGCCGCAUACGCUCACCUGCAAGCGGGCUGCCCAAUGCUGGCACUCGAAGUCCUCUCCAAGAUGCCCAACGUCCGCAAAAGCUCCAACCAGGAGACCCCCGACCUCAGCACUGGUAGUAAGAACGUGCUAACAUCAGACCCAGAUUGGUCAGAGUCUGCGCUGAAUGGCUAUGAGUCAGGUGGGGACAGCCACAGCCAGUCGGAUUCAGUGUUGAGCUUUGACUGGAGCCAGCCGUCGGUGAUUCUUCCAGAUGAGCCUCUGGACCUGAAGUGGGACAGCGACAAAGAUGACGACGACGAAGAAGCAGAAACUAAAAAUGGUAAAAAUGUCAGAGCUACAGACAAUGUGUUCCACGACACGCAGGAUGCCAUGUUGCCUCUCAUGGAGGCCAUCACAGGGGAGGACAAUGUCGACAGCGACAACUUCAUUGACCCUUCUGAUGACGUUAUGGUAGCCCAGCUGAAGUUUACUACCUGCUUGAAGAUUCUGACCAAUGAGCUCAGGACACUAUCAACAGGGUAUGAACUGGAUGGAGGAAAGCUACGUUACCAGCUAUACCAGUGGCUGGAAAAAGAGGUGGUAACUCUCCAGCACUGUUGCAAUUACAAGCCCUAUCUUCCAGAGGUGUCUGGCCAAGACGAUGCACCGGUGUCUGGAUUGGUGGAGGAUGAAAUGGCCACGAGUAUCUGUAGUCACAGCCAAAGGUGCAGGAGACACUGGCUGAAGAGUAACCAGCCCUUACUGAGGAUGUUCCUGAGCUACUGCAGCUUGCACGGCUCCCAUGGUGGAGGACUGGCCUCUGUUCGCAUGGAGCUCAUUUUAUUACUUCAGGAAUCCCACCAGGACAACUGCAUCCCAUCAGCUGUGACGACAUGCUCUCAGCACACCUCCAUCCCUCUCCUGAUGGCGUGCACUGCCAACGUGAAGACAGUGGUGGCCAAUCCGAUCGUCCACCUGACCAACCUGACUCAUGACAUCCUGCAGACCAUCAACUCGCUCAACUCUCCUCCACAUCCUGAUGUCGUUGUCAAUGAGAUAUAUGUAAUGCACACACUGGCUGCCUCCUUGUCUGCCUGUAUAUACCAGUGUCUCUGUGAUGGACACUCAUAUAGUCACAUGAACCACUUCACAGGGAUGGUGUAUCAGAGCGUCUUGCUGUCUCAGAAGCAGCCAGCAAAACCCGCGGGCAUGGAUGAAGCAGUUCAGCCAAACACUUCUCCUGCACAGUGGCCAGGUAUCGCCUCCAUGAUCCGUCUGUUGAGCUCAGCAGGUGAAGAGAGUCAGCCAGGUCUCGCUGUGCUGCUCUGUGAAAUCCUGACGGCUGUUUAUCUCAGCCUUUUUGUUCACGGCAUGGCCACUCACUCCAGCAAUGAGCUCUUUCGCAUCAUGGCCCAUCCUCUCAGCAGCAAGCUCUGGGUGACUGUGUUCGGGGGAGGCGCACGGACCCCCAUUACUGAGAAAGCAAACAGUCCGGCAAAAACAACCCCACCAGUUUCACCAGGCGUUGACACCACCGAAAGAAAGCCCAGACGAUUCCGGCUGCUGUCAUCACGCAGUGCAUCGAGGGAAGAAUCCAAUAUAGAGAGGGACCCCCCUUCCAGUCCCAAGCCUGAGCCCAUUGUGGACCAGGAGGCCUCUUCCAUUUUCAAAGAAUGUUUUGUCCCCCCAGAGCUCAGCAUUUGGGAUUACUUUAUUGCUAAGCCAUUCCUGCCGCCGUCAGAAAACAGAGUUGAAUACGACUCAGAAGAGAGUCAUGGCAGCGAGGAUGAUGAGGAGGAGGAGGAGGAUGAACAUGACAAUAUAUUUGAUCCUAACUCUCCUCAAAAAGAGCAUACAAACUACAAUUCAUACAGUUGGUGUUUAAUGCGCUUGGCAAUGGUUCAGCUGGUGCUAGUCAACCUCAAGUCAUUCUACCCGAUGGCAGGAUAUGAUCUAUUGGACCUCCCUGUGGGCUCCCCGCUGUGUUACAGCGUGCUGAAGACGCUGCAGCGCUGGGAGCAGGUGCUGCAGAAAAGACUGGAGAUCUUUGGCGGCCCCCCCUCUAAGUAUAUCUCCACGCACUUUCAAGAUGAAGAGGUCACACCAGGCCCUGCCAUUCUAAGGCACAAGGCUCUGUUUGAACCAUCCAAUACACCAUUCAGGACCAACCACCAUUCAGCACUGCCUGUCAAGCGUCUUUGGCAGUUCUUGGUAAAGCAGGACGAAGUGCAGGAAACCUUUAUCAAAAACAUCUUCACCAAGAAACGAGACGCGAACGAGUCGGUUGAAGACCAGACUGAUAGGAAAUGUUCAGGGAUGGACGAGACAGGACGACAUCAGACGGAGUCUGAUCUGGGAUCCCCUGGAGGGAAGGCCCGCAUCAUUCACAAGGAGUCAGACAUCAUCACAGCCUUUGCCAUCAACAAGGCAAAUCGUAAUUGCUUAGUCAUGGCCUCUACACAUGACAUUCAGGAGUUGGAUGUGUCAUCCAUCUUGGCCACACAGAUCUUGACGUGGAUCGAUGACGAGGACGUCGAAGCUAAAGGAGUGGCCACUGAUGACUUCCUGGUGGUGCAUGCACGUGACGACUUUGCCUCCCUCCAUGGCACCACACCUUACACUCACAGCAGCCCCGGCACACCCAUCAACAUGCCAUGGCUGGGAGGCCAUCAGACAGGCCGUGGAGCCUCUGUGAUGAUCAAGAGAAAUAUCAAUAAUGUGAGAAGAAUGACCUCCCAUCCCACACUGCCGUACUACUUGACGGGGGCUCAAGAUGGGAGCGUGAGGAUGUUCGAGUGGGGUCACUCCCAGCAGAUCAUCUGCUUCAGAAGUCCGGGCAACUCUAGAGUGACCAGGAUACGCUUCAACCACCAAGGAAAUAAGUUUGGAAUCGUGGAUGCUGAUGGCGGUUUGAGUCUUUGGCAGACCAACACGAGCGGAGCCGCUCCCAAGCCCUAUCUGACGCUGCAGUGCCACAACAAGACAGCUCAUGAUUUCGUCUUUGUGGGCUCCUCCUCACUUAUCGCCACAGCAGGUCUUUCCACAGACAACCGAAAUGUGUGUCUGUGGGACACUCUGGUCACUCCUGCUAACAGCCUUGUUCAUGCCUUUUGCUGCCACGAGUCCGGCGCCACCGUGCUCUUAAUGGCGCCCAGGCAGCAGCUGCUCAUCACAGGCGGAAGGAAGGGCUGGAUCAGCAUCCUGGAGCUCCCUCACAGACACCAGCGCCAGAGCUUCCAGGCCCACGACUCGCCUGUGAAAGCGCUCGCCGUCGACCCAACCGAAGACUGCUUUAUCAGCGGGUCCGCCGAAGGCAGCAUUAAGGUGUGGAACCUGGCCACGCAGUGUCUGCUCUACUGCUUCCCCAACGAACACGCCCGCCAGUCGCUCUUCAGGAACCUCGGCACGGGCGUGAUGCAGAUCGAGGUGGGGCCGGCAAAUCACAUUUUCUCCUGCGGCGCCGACGGCACCAUGAAGAUGAGGAUCCUGCCCAACCGCUUCAGCACCAACAACAACAACAACAACCCCCAAGGCAACCUCAAGAACGACGUUGUCAAGUUCAUCUAGAUGGAGAGAGCUUCCCGUCCUGUUCCGGUUCUUGGUUCACCAGCUCGAGCGCACACGCUGUACUCUAAAACCCAAAGUGGACACAGGGUGUUUUUUCUACAAGACUUACACUGCCACGGUGGAGGUAAGAGCUUCUUCAUCCUUCACUGAUUGAAGUGUUCCCUGAAGUGCUCUAAGAUAAGCGUCGCCACUCUCCAUCCAGCUACGUUUGGCAUCUAAAGCACAUUUGAACUGUGGGGAACAGGUACCGGUGGUACUGCUACCGCUCACUCUGAGGCUAGUCAGGAUUUCCCAAGCUAAAAACAUCUUGUAUUGUCUCAUAUUGUACGUAAACGACACAGAAGGCAGACGUUUUUUACGAAUAGCCCUGCUGGAUGAUCUCUAAAUCAAAUAUAUUGACCCGCGCCUUGUUUUGGGAAACCCUGCUCUACAUAAACGCACCCUAUCAGGUAGUAGUCCAGUGUAAAUGCCUGCACAAAUGACAUUUAUUUCCGUCGUUCCGACAAGCUGGGCUGGCACACGUGAUUCACACGAGACAGGCGACGCAUCAUUUGCACAUCGAGGUGAAGCUAAGUAAACAAUAAUGUAAAUACCAUGUACAGUACGUUGAUAUGAUAUCCACACCUUUGUAUCAAGUGCCCUUAAUCUUUUGGCCACUGCUGGCACAGUCCUGACAGCAGUUUUCAUCCUUAAAAGCUUUCAAGUUGCACAAAAGUAGCUCUCAUUUCAUUUCAUGGGCUUUUUCAUAUGUUCCCUACUAUAAGCUAGGAACAGGUGAGCUACAUUUAAGUGUUGAGCUGUAUAGCACAGAGGUUUUGUUCCAAUAAGAGCACACACUGCAUUGUAUUCUCUUCGUUACAGCAAAUAACAUCGACGAGUUUCUCUUUCCUGUUUGGGGAAAAUCACAUCUUUUUUCUGCCAUCGUAGAAACAACACCUGCCCUACUUUUCAAGUCCCCACAAGGCUCAAAACAUUGUAAAUGUCACAUGAAGGAGAGUUAGGACCACACUGAAUACAAACAAACUACGCCAUAAAGUCGUACAAGUCUUAAUGUUUAGAAAAAAAGUUGGACUUAUGCCAGGCUGAAGUUGUAAUUUUACAAGCGUCGAGUAAUCGGUCGUCAUUUUGCGGGGAACAAAGUUGUAAUACAAAAAUAAAGUCAUCAUUUGUGAGAUGGAAGUCACAGUAUUACUAGAAAAAGUCCAAAUUUGGCCACAAUAACAGAACUUUGCAAUGAGAAAAUCUUAAUUUUGCACACACAAAAAAAACGCAUUUGCAAAAUUACAAGAAGUCAUAAGUGUGCAAUAUUACAAGGCAGAAUUUUUACAAACAUAUGGUCGUAUUACUAGAAAAAGUCAUCAAAUAAGGUAGUCAUAUUACGAGGAAAAAGUCGUGAUUUGGCAAAAAAAAAUAACUAUUACUAAGAAAAAAGCCAUCCUUUUACAAAAAUAAGGUGCUAAUAUUACAAGAAAAUGUUAGGGGUGACAAGUUGGCACAAUUAAAUAUCGAGAAUCGUCAUUUUUCAGAACAAAGUCCCAAUUUCAGUGAAAGCCAGUUAUAAUUAGUAGAAAGCUAUUUGGUAAGAUCAUAAAGAAAAAGCUGUUACUCGUCUUACAACCUAAUUGUCUUAACAUUAUGAUUUUAUAGGGAAAAAACAUUUUUAGAACUUUUUCCUCCUGAUAAACUGACUCUAUUCUCAUAAUAUAUCAACAUUAUUCUCAUAUUACUGUAUUGCUUUUUUCUCAUAUUACAGCCCAGUUCCCCCAAGAUUACAAAAUAUAGCUUGUCUUGUAGAAUUGCAACUUUAUUCCUAAAAACAUUGACUUUUUAGUCCUAAAAGUACAGCUUUGUCGUAAUAUUCCAAUUUUGGAUUUCAUAACAUCAUCAUUGGACUUGUUGAAGCUUGUUGUCCAUGUUUUUCUUUUCAUUGUGUUCCUACUGGAGGUAUUUUGUAUAAAAGCAGAAGUCGUAGUUGUACUUCCUACUAAGAGAAGAGCGGGUGAGCCACUCACUGAAGAAUUGUGUACAUUUGUAUUUAUGAAACGUGCAGUGGUAAGAAAAGGCACAUGGACGCUUUGUUUCUGUCUUUGGUGAUGCAGGCCUGAAUGAACAAUCACUGUGCAAUUCAUGUUUAUUUUCCUGCCUCUGGGGAGUAUAUGUACAAUAGAAAAGGACUGGGAAGACCUUCAAAAACGCAUUUUAUCAAAGGCAACAACUGUGUGCCGCUUCUACACGAGGAUGGAGAGAGAAAUAAUCAAUAUUUAUCAAACAGCUUGACUUUUCUUUUUGAAAACAAGCUUCCGUUUAAACUCUGCGCAAAGCAAGUCAGUGCUUUUUUUUUUUUUUUUCCUUCUUCCGACUGUGAAUUUUGAUUUCAUUUUACAAUGCAGUACAAACUGUAUCAUUUAAGUUAUACAUAAUAAAAAAUAUAAUGCAGGAACACUGACAACAAAUCGAGUCAAUUGUUUUUGUUGUAUUUUAUGAUUCGUAUUUUUUGAUGACAAUUUAUGACUAAUUUUCCUCUCUGAGCUACCACCUUAUCAUGGGGGGGAGUUUGCGUGUCCCGAUGAUCCUAGCACCUAAGUUGUCGGGGGCUUUUAUGCCCAUGGUAGGGUCACCCAAGAAACAGCUCCGAGGUGAGGGACCAGACGAAGGGGCCCGGAUGUGUGUCACCAAGGUCCCCUUCUGGAGCCAGCCUGGAGAUGGGGCACGAUGGCGAAACACCCAAAGAGGCGACACGGGCCCCACCCCUACAAUGUGCUCGCCACUGAGAGGAGGGGCCAAAGGGGUCGGGUGCAGAGUGAGUUGGUCGGCAGCCGAAAGCAGGGACCUUGGUCCGAUCCUCGGCUGCAGAAGCUAGCUUUCAUGGGAUGUCACCUCUCGGAUUCAGGAGGAGCAGUGUGGUUUUCAUCCUGGUCGUGGAACAAAUUUAUCCAUAAAGUCAACAUACAAGAAAUUGAGUCUUUAGUUAAUUUUAUUACACGGACACAUUUGGAAAAUAAGCUUUCUGUACAGUUUUAGUUCAGUUCAUUAAUACACAUUUUUAAUGUCAUCACAGGGGGGAAAACAAAAUCAGGACUUUUAAUGGGGACAGAUACAGAAAACGAGCAGAAAGUAAGCCCAGCAAUCACAUUUAAGGAUGUUACUUUCAUUCAUUCAUUAAUUCAGUCCUCUAUCCAUGUGCAUUCCAUCCUGGAGGGGUGGGCGUUCACAGCUUGGCAUGAUCCUUCAGGAUAACCUCCAGCUUUUGACUCAGCAUGACAUUUCCUCGAAUCUUGAGUUUCCCAGAAAAGAAGGCCUAGGAAUGUAGAAGGAGAAAAAAAAAAAGACGCUUGUGACAUCUUUAAAUGAGGCUGCACUCCAUCAUAGACGUGGGGGCAAUGACAGCGGCGUCCUGGACCAGCUAAUCUUUCUCCAGUUGCCUGAAGGCUUUUUAAAAACACCAGGAUCAAUACGGAGCGGCAUGGCCCGCCAUAUAAAUUGAUGACGAAGACGGCCGCCGCGUGUAACAGAUGAAAUGCUGCAGAGAUAUCAAAUGGUGCCCAUUGAUUAGCUGCUUGAAAGAGGCCAGUGUCCCUUAUGGACUGUGAUGUGAUGAAAGGAAGAAGUCUUUACAAAUUGGCCACUUUCACUCACAUGUACAAGAAGGGAGGAGAAAGGGGGGAAACAACUUCCACUCAAAAGCUCGUUAUUUCUACAGCACAGCUUUCAAGGCUGGUGUUACUACUUUACUGCUCAGAGACGACAUCGAAGCUGUAAAACUCUUUAUUUGGUAGAGGAACUCAAGAAAACAUGAUGCUUUCCUUUGUCUGUUUAAAGACAUGCACGGUGGGCAGAGGACACAUCCAGGUGGUAUCCCCGUGGACACUGUAAACAUGACUCAAAAUUGUUUGGAGAUCUCCACCUUUUGUUAAAUAUUUCAUCACAUUUCUUUUAAUAGAUACUUUUUAUUUUAUACAAUUAUUUAUUAUUUUUGUCUUUGUCUUUCUGGAAGCCCCACCCCACAAAUCUUAAAUACCAAAAAAAAGCAGCAUGGCAGUUCUUUGGGUUUCACGUACACUGACAAAUAUUCCAAGUGAUCUAAUGUUUUGAUCGUCUUUUGUCUGAAAACAUAUUUAAUAUUUUAUUAAAUAAUAUUCAUUUGGAAAAGAAAUGUCAUCUUGUGUUUCUUCUUUAUUUUUCUGAAGCUGUCAUGCCUCUGGCACCACACGGGGGAGUCACACCUCACUUAAAAGCUGGUUUAAAACCAUAGACUGUAUAUAGAUUUUUUUUAUAUAUUAAAAAGGCGGGAGACAAAUUUUGCAAAACAGAAAAGGUAACUCAAACAAGCCAAGAAUUUGCCAAAAUAAAGUUGAAUUGAACUCAACCCAAACAAACUCACACACAAAAAAUGUAGCACAGUCAUCAGAAAGCAGCGUGCGUAAAGACAAAGUGUACCUUCUGAGGGUUGAGUUUUCCCAGCACCACGUCCAUGAAGUCCUCAUCUGACACAGUGAAGGUGACGUCCGCCUUGCCGCCGCUAGGCCCGGGAUGCAGGGCACCACUCCCGUUCUUUAAAUCGAUGACUGUAGAAGAGAGGAUAAGAUGACGGGGUGAUAGCUACAGAGGCCACCAUGUGAGGUCAGAAAUUGCACACCCACUCCACUCUGCGGCAUUCUUGCCGUCUUUGGUGAUCUCCCAGCCGAAGACGGCGUUGACCUUCUUGACCAGCUCGCCGCCAGACUCCUUUAUGCGGCGGCCGAUCUCAGCAAACACCAGCUCGCUCUGAAGGCCGCCCUGCAAACACACGGUUUUACUGCUGGCCUUCACGGCUUCCUUUUGACGAGACUUUCACACACCUGAGGAACACUGGCUGACUCCUCCGCCGUUUCGUGUAGAUCCACAUAAGCGCCCGAUAGCACGACAGCGCCCGUCUCCUUCACCUGGAAGACAGAAAAAUGAGUCAGACGCAGAGAAGCCACACUGAAACGUUCCAUGUUGUGUUUACUGACUUUACUCUGGAUGUGAACUCUGCUGCCUUCCUUCCACAUC
Dunckerocampus dactyliophorus (ringed pipefish) is the source of this 14688-nucleotide messenger RNA. It is a transcript of the gene dmxl1, whose product is annotated as dmX-like protein 1. NCBI's taxonomy places the organism in Eukaryota, Metazoa, Chordata, Actinopteri, Syngnathiformes, Syngnathidae. Gene Ontology annotation, cellular component: RAVE complex. Bases 463 to 9657 code for a protein of 3064 amino acids. Gene Ontology annotation, biological process: vacuolar acidification. The transcript has 51 exons. The record is from RefSeq and is a predicted model, not a curated record. Gene Ontology annotation, molecular function: protein binding.